AUGGCUUCUGCUGGGCGGAAUGGCCUCCUUCCCCUAUAUGUGUGUCUACUGCUGACCUGUGGCUUUGCCAAGGCUGGGAAGCCGCUGGUAGUGCCCAUGGAUGGGAGCCACUGGUUCACCAUGCGGUUGGUGGUGGAGAAACUCAUUCUCAGGGGGCAUGAGGUGGUCAUAGAGGCCAGAGGUGAGUUGGCAACUGGGAAGAUCACUGAAUUGCACAGUGAAGACUUAUUCAACCUCAUAUACCUGGAGGAUCCGGACCUGGAGUUCAUGGCUUUUGCCAAUGCUCAAUGGGAAGCAGAAGUACGAAGCUUAUUUUCUCUAUUAAUGAGUUCAUCCAAAUGUUUAGAAUUUAAUUUUUCACAUUGCAGGAGUUUGUUUAAUGACUGAAAAUUAGUAGAAUACUUAAAGGAGAGUUAUUUCGAUGCAGUGUUUCUGGAUCCUUUAGCUGUGUGUGGCUUAAUUCUUGCCAAAUAUUUCUCCCUCCCCUCUGUGGUCUUCCCCAGAGGAAUACUUUGUCAUUACCUUGAAGAAUGUGCACAGUGCCCUGCUUCUCUUUCCUACAGCCCUAGAUAUGUCUCAGGGUUUUCGGAUGCCAUGACCUUUAAGGAGAGACCAUGGAACCACAUUUUCUACUUAGAGGAGUGUUUAUUUUGCCCAUAUUUUUUCAAAAAUGCCUUAAACAUAGCCUCUGAAAUUCUCCAAACACCUGUCAUGGCAUAUGAUCUCUACAGUCACACAUCAAUUUGGUUGUUGUGAAUGGACUUUGUUUUGGAGUAUCCCAAACCUGUGAUGCCCAAUAUGAUCUUCACUGGUGGUAUCAACUGCAAUCAGGGAAAGCCAUUGCCUAUGAUUGGCAGCUGUUUGGUAAAAGAUUGA
Nomascus leucogenys (northern white-cheeked gibbon) is the source of this 876-nucleotide messenger RNA. RefSeq names its product UDP-glucuronosyltransferase 1A7. Gene Ontology annotation, molecular function: UDP-glycosyltransferase activity. Lineage: Eukaryota; Metazoa; Chordata; Mammalia; Primates; Hylobatidae. The record is from RefSeq and is a predicted model, not a curated record.